Messenger RNA from Micromonas pusilla CCMP1545, 1023 nucleotides. RefSeq lists its product as uncharacterized. Lineage: Eukaryota; Viridiplantae; Chlorophyta; Mamiellophyceae; Mamiellales; Mamiellaceae. The record is from RefSeq and is a predicted model, not a curated record. Bases 1 to 1023 code for a protein of 340 amino acids. Gene Ontology annotation, cellular component: membrane. The transcript has a single exon.
AUGUCGCGCAGGGCCGCGCGCGUCGCAACCCUCGCGGUCGCGGCGAGAGCGUCCGCGUCGUCCGCGAUCGGCGCGUCUCGCGCGGCACCCUCAGUCGGCACCCUCGCCCCCAUCUUCGCCCCUCGUCCGAAGAUCUCGCCCCCGAACCGCGCGGGCGGGAUCGACGCGCGCGGGUUCGCGGGGGUCGCCGCCGCGCCUCGGAACGCGCCGACGGGCGCGUCCACGUCCAAAGACGGCGGCGGUCGCUCGUGGCUCAGCGUCGCCGCGAUCGCGUCCCCGUCCGUCGUCUGCGCGUUCCUGUGCAAGUGGCAGCUCGACCGGUACGAGCUGAAGAAGACCGCGAUCGACGCGCGCGACGCUGCGCUCGCGGCGCCGCCGCUAACGUCGCGCGACCUCGCGGACCUCGCGAGGCGCGGGGAGAAACCGAAGGAGUACGCCCCGAUCGCGCUCGAGGGGACGCUGGAGACGUCGAAGACGGUCCACAUCGCGCCGAGGACGCGGUCGGUGUACGGCUCCCCGAUGCCCGGAAGCGUGGUCCUCACCGCGAUGCGUCCGAGGUCGCCGCGGGGCGCGCCCGUCGUCCUCGUCAACCGCGGGUGGGUCCCGACGGACUGGGAGGAGCCCAAGGGCGGGACGUGCUUGAAAACCUCUGGGGUGACGCGCGCGGGGGAGACCCCCGGGUAUUUCACGCCGACGAACUCGCCGGAGAAGAACGAGUGGCACUGGGUCGACCUCCCCGCGAUUUUGCGUCACCUGAAGCUGCCGGAAGAUACGCCGCUGGCGCAGGUCGCGCACGACGGCGACGCCGACCGAGGGACGGCCGCGCCGACGUCGUACCCGGCGCCGGUCGCGCUCGCGGACGUCAGGGCGUUCAAGGUGAGUCCGAGCGAUCACGUCAACUACGCGGCGACGUGGGGGAGUCUGUGCGUCGCCACCGCCGGGCUCGCGGCGUACGCUUUGUACGGCGGGAGGGGAGGAGGAGCCAACGCGGCGAAGAAGGCCGCGAGGGCGAUCGGCGGAUGA